Messenger RNA from Colletotrichum fioriniae, 702 nucleotides. RefSeq names its product endodeoxyribonuclease (gene SPO11). Gene Ontology annotation, biological process: meiotic DNA double-strand break formation; meiotic DNA double-strand break processing; reciprocal meiotic recombination. The record is from RefSeq and is a predicted model, not a curated record. Gene Ontology annotation, molecular function: DNA topoisomerase type II (double strand cut, ATP-hydrolyzing) activity; DNA binding; ATP binding. Lineage: Eukaryota; Fungi; Ascomycota; Sordariomycetes; Glomerellales; Glomerellaceae. Gene Ontology annotation, cellular component: nuclear chromosome.
AUGCGUAUCAUGCAACUCUCCCUGGGCGCCCUGACGGAAGGUCGGCUGAUCACCAAGAGGAACAUCUACUAUCAGGACACCGAUUUAUUCAAAAGACAGUCCGUCGUCGACAACCUUGUUGAUGACCUUGCCUUUACUCUUGGCCUUGGAAGGGAGGAUCUCGGUAUAGUUGCUGCAAGCAACCUAUCGGACACUGGCAUCGGCGAGGGCAAAGGUUACCCAGAUUUGAACACCAAGCAGUUCGUACACCUCAUUCACACAGCCAAACCUGAGCUUUCAAUCUUCGCUCUUGUGGACUUUGACUGCUAUGGUAUUGCCAUCAUGCGCUGCUAUAGCCACGGCACACGAGGACAUGCACACGAAAAGGCAACGACUGUACCUAGCAUCCAAUGGCUCGGCGUGAAAAGCGAGCAUCUCGCUUUCCGUCAGGAUGCAAUCGCCAGCCGCGAGCUUGAUGUCAACGGCAGCCAAAGGCGGCCUGGCCCGAGCACGUUCGAGUCCUCCAGCACUCUCACCUUGCGAGAUAGAACGCGCGCUACCAACAUGGUCAAGGAGAUUGACGAGGACAGCACCGAAAAUGACCGAGAUUGCCGACGAGAACUACAGGUGAUGCUGUUUCUCGGGAUCAAGGCAGAGAUUCAAGCUGUGGACAACACAGGAGACAUGUCGAGAUGGCUCGAUGAGCACAUGGGAACUUUAUGA